Molecule: messenger RNA, 595 nt
Organism: Bipolaris maydis ATCC 48331
Lineage: Eukaryota; Fungi; Ascomycota; Dothideomycetes; Pleosporales; Pleosporaceae
Product: cytochrome c oxidase, subunit VIa
Biological process (GO): mitochondrial electron transport, cytochrome c to oxygen
Cellular component (GO): mitochondrial inner membrane
Molecular function (GO): enzyme regulator activity
Source: RefSeq, a predicted model, not a curated record
AUGUUCGCCGCCCGCUCUGUCGCCCGCGCCGCCCCGCGCCAGGCCCUUGCCCGCGCUCCUGCCCGCGCCGGCCGCCGCAACUACAGCUCCGAGAGCCCCAAGCAAUUUGCCGGUGCCGAGGACAAUGAGUUCAACCGUGAGCGUGCUCACAUUCAGCAGCACGCUGGCGAGUCUGGCGAGUUCUGGCGCAAGCUUUCGCUCUACGUCGCCGUCCCCUGCAUCAUCGUCGCCAGCGUCAACGCAAAGGUGAGGUGGGAUGCCCACUGGGAGCACGUAGCCCACGAGGAGCACGAGCACCCCCGCUCUGAGAGGCCCGAGUACCCUUACCAGAACAUUCGCACCAAGAACUUCUGGUGGGGAGACGGUGACAAGACUGCCUUCUGGAACGACAAGGUCAACUAUCACAAGAAGGACGAGUAAGCGCUUUGCACGUCAGCGCUUCUAUACAAGUGAUAUCACAUAUACCAUUCCCGAGCCCAAAACACCUCAUCUAGAAAGUAAACUGCCAGGGCUGAAUGCGUGUAGAUAGUACGACGAGAGCAAACAUGCUGAGAGAGAGACAGUAGACCAACAAAUGCAUUUUUUCCCUUUUGUA